Ilex paraguariensis (yerba mate) is the source of this 981-nucleotide messenger RNA. The record is from the annotation of a GenBank genome assembly. NCBI's taxonomy places the organism in Eukaryota, Viridiplantae, Streptophyta, Magnoliopsida, Aquifoliales, Aquifoliaceae.
UCGCCGUAGUUGCCGAGUCACAGUGGGAAUACCGUUUCUACGAAGGCGCCGGUAAAACUACGAGAAAUGGAGUCCAAACAUGAGGUUGCUGAAGAAGAAACGAGAGCGUUAUUGGAAGUCGUUGCCUCCACUGGGAAAUUCUGGCACCACUGGGAUGUAUUAAAGAGCUCGCUAUCCUAUCACCUGAAGCAGGUCCUGUCUGAGUAUCCAGAGGCAAACAUGACUCCCGAGCAACAAAAUUCUUCAUUAGGAGAGACGUACCCUGAGCUGGUGAAAAGAUUGGAUGAAGCUUUACUCAGUUUUGUAGAAGGUCCUCCAUUUACCCUGCAGCGGUUUUGUGAGAUCCUAUUGAAUGCACAAAGCAUUUACUCAAAUCUCUCAAAGCUUGCUCUUGCACUAGAAAAGAAUCUGUCAGUGACAUCUACGUUGGCAAUCUGCACUGAUGCAUGUUCACCAACGGUGACUGGAAAACUAGAGAAACCUGACAAGGGACAUGAGAAACAUCUGGUGCACUCUAAUGCAAUACAGAUGGGAUCGAAGCUGUGACAAGAUACAAAAAGAUAAAAUAGCGUGCACCAUGGAAGCGAUUAAAGAAAUAGUUGAAUUAUCUGAGUCAAAUUAUGUUCUUCCCUUGAUUUUCAGAUCUUUGAGGUGUUUUCUUUGUAAAGCAGUUAAGUUUUAUGGAGUAGGCCCGAUGUUUCCUCGUGAGAGACUCAUGAUGAUCAAUGCUUUUUGAAGCCAUGUUCUUGGUCUGUUCUUUUUGUUGCUCUGGUUCCUUUAAAAUUUGCAAUGGUAAGGGGAAGUGUAACUGCUGCCUCCAUUAAAUCACCUUAUUCAGUUUGGAUGAUUCUGGCCUCAUUUAGUCACCUUGUUCUUGUGAAUGACGUUUGUACAUAUGGUUGAUUAAGAUUGAGGAUUUUUUGACUCUUCAGCCUUGAACUUUGGCCCCAAUUCUGUGUUGCAUAACAGGUUGACCAAUCU